This is a messenger RNA of Trichomonas vaginalis G3, 465 nucleotides long. RefSeq lists its product as uncharacterized. The record is from RefSeq and is a predicted model, not a curated record. The coding region runs from base 1 to 465 and encodes 154 amino acids. The transcript has a single exon. NCBI's taxonomy places the organism in Eukaryota, Parabasalia, Trichomonadida, Trichomonadidae.
AUGUCGACUUCUUCCAGGCUUGACGCUCUCUAUAAAGGAUCAUUAAAGCGAAUAAAUAAGAAGAACAAUGAUGAUAUAAGAAUGAAAGAAGAAGAAAGAUGGGAGAAAUCGCUUUGUUUCGAGAAUAAACUAGAUGAUUUACAUAAUCCCAGACUAAGUCGGACUUCUGCUGCUCAUUCUGUAGGUAACAUAAGGCUUUAUCCAUCAUCAAUAUUUUCUUCAAUGCCACCGUCAAAAGUUAGAAUAGAUAGAAAUUCCACCGCCAGAAAGAGUAAGACCAUUCCAACAGAAGAGCUUACAAGGGAAGUAAACAAGUUCAAUAUUCAAAGAAGAAAGUCAAAAGAUGAUUCGAUUACAAAAUCAAUGGACAAGAUUCCAUUUCCUAUUACGAAUGAAUUACCAUCUCUCAAAGCAACAUCACCAGUUUCAACUACGAUCAAUGCCCUCGAACGCUUUUUGAUGUAA